CUCAAAAGAGAGGCAGUAGCUUAUUCCGUUGUAUCACUUGCCAGCGGCAGGCUGAGGCUAGGGAGAGCUUGGGGAUGGUUUUCCGUUUUUUACUCACCUCUGGAUCUAACACCCUUUUUAACAAUACAAUUUUUGCCUAGCUUAAAAUCCACCGACAGGCCAUGUCUCCUUGUGGCAGAUGAUUGGCUGCUAAGUUGGCCGCGACGAUCGGAAGGCUCCUUGGUGCAGUCAAGGUCUGACAGAGGCCCCGGCUUCUCUCUCUUUUUCCUCUGAGUGUGUUCCCCAAGAGCCUUCAAAACUGUUUCUCCAAAGGGUUCUGCAGAAACUCAGACUGUUUUCUAAAGCAGAAGCACCACAGUCCACAGCGGAAGCGAUGGGCAGCGUGCGAACCAACCGCUACAGCAUAGUUUCCUCGGAAGAGGACGGCAUGAAGCUGGCCACCAUGGCUGUUGCCAAUGGAUUUGGGAAUGGCAAGAGCAAGGUACACACCAGGCAGCAGUGCAGGAGCCGGUUCGUCAAGAAAGAUGGCCACUGCAACGUUCAGUUCAUAAACGUGGGAGAGAAAGGACAGCGGUACCUAGCAGACAUAUUUACCACCUGCGUGGACAUCCGCUGGAGGUGGAUGUUGCUCAUCUUCUGCCUGGCUUUCAUCCUCUCCUGGCUGUUUUUUGGUUGUGUGUUUUGGUUGAUUGCCUUAUUGCACGGGGACCUCGAUAAAAAGGAAGGACUCUGUGUCUCUGAAGUUCGCAGCUUCACUGCGGCCUUCCUUUUCUCCAUUGAAACGCAGACGACGAUUGGCUACGGCUUUAGGUGCGUCACGGACGAGUGUCCCAUCGCAGUCUUUAUGGUGGUUUUCCAGUCGAUAGUCGGCUGCAUCAUUGAUGCCUUCAUCAUUGGUGCUGUGAUGGCUAAGAUGGCCAAGCCGAAGAAGAGGAACGAAACUCUCAUCUUCAGCGACAAUGCGGUGAUAGCUAUGAGGGAUGGAAAGCUGUGCUUGAUGUGGCGGGUUGGGAAUCUACGCAAAAGCCACUUGGUGGAAGCUCACGUGAGAGCCCAGCUCCUCAAAUCCCGAAUCACCACUGAAGGAGAAUACAUCCCGCUAGACCAAAUUGACAUCAACGUCGGGUUUGACAGCGGGAUAGACCGCAUAUUUUUGGUGUCGCCUAUUACAAUUGUCCACGAAAUAGAUGAAGAGAGCCCACUGUAUGACUUAAGUAAGCAAGAUAUGGACAACACAGACUUUGAAAUUGUAGUAAUAUUAGAAGGCAUGGUGGAAGCUACUGCCAUGACUACCCAGUGCCGUAGCUCCUAUCUGGCAAACGAAAUCCUCUGGGGCCACCGUUAUGAGCCUGUACUGUUUGAAGAGAAGAACUACUACAAAGUGGAUUAUUCUAGGUUCCACAAAACGUACGAAGUGCCGAACACACCCCUCUGUAGUGCCAGAGACUUAGCGGAAAAGAAAUAUAUCCUCUCUAAUGCAAACUCAUUUUGCUACGAGAACGAAGUAGCCCUCACGGGCAAAGAGGAAGAAGAUAGUGACAAUGGAGUGCCCGAGAGCACGAGUACAGACACACAGCCAGAGAUGGAGCCCCACAGCCAAGCUGGUGUCCCCCUAGAGCCUAGGCCUUUAAGGCGGGAAUCUGAAAUAUGACUGAUGGAAAUGUUUUCCGCUCUGGUUAAAAUAUAUCUGUCAAUAACGGGCAGGCUACAUGCAGGAGUGGCCGCAAACAGUUUUUCAGAUGACGGUACUGUCAAACAGAGAUAGGCAUGCAGGCCAAAAAGUCCUGCUAGGCUGGUUUUCAAAACGCUGUCUUCAUGGGAGGUACAGCAAAAGCGUGAAUUGGAACAUGAAGCACUAUGUCUGUGCUUGACUAGAAAGCACAUAUAUGUUGUAGAAUAAAUUAUGUAUAUAUUUUUUUUACAAAACUUGAACUUG
Messenger RNA from Podarcis muralis (Common wall lizard), 1936 nucleotides. RefSeq names its product potassium inwardly rectifying channel subfamily J member 2 (gene KCNJ2). Gene Ontology annotation, molecular function: inward rectifier potassium channel activity. NCBI's taxonomy places the organism in Eukaryota, Metazoa, Chordata, Lepidosauria, Squamata, Lacertidae. The record is from RefSeq and is a predicted model, not a curated record. Gene Ontology annotation, cellular component: plasma membrane. Gene Ontology annotation, biological process: regulation of monoatomic ion transmembrane transport; potassium ion import across plasma membrane.